Molecule: messenger RNA, 852 nt
Organism: Aspergillus novofumigatus IBT 16806
Lineage: Eukaryota; Fungi; Ascomycota; Eurotiomycetes; Eurotiales; Aspergillaceae
Product: bZIP transcription factor JlbA/IDI-4
Exons: 3
Coding region: 44-730 (228 amino acids)
Biological process (GO): regulation of transcription by RNA polymerase II
Cellular component (GO): nucleus
Molecular function (GO): DNA-binding transcription activator activity, RNA polymerase II-specific; RNA polymerase II transcription regulatory region sequence-specific DNA binding
Source: RefSeq, a predicted model, not a curated record
CCAAAACCCGCCGGGUCACAGACCCGGCCUAAAGCAUAGAACAAUGUCGGUCACCGCCAUAUCCGUGCAGGUGGCCCGCCAGACCGGCCCAUUUUCUUCUUUUGGAUUUUACGAUAGUAACCCGGCGUUUUGUUCUCCACACUGUGUCUUUCCGGAUACCAAUCUCGAUCUUGCCUCUUUUGCUCCCGACCCGUCACUGUCACUCUACGACACCGACCCGUCCGCCUUUGUACCUCUAGCCCCCGAUCUCGCUAGCUUCGGUGAUCUGGACUAUGCAAGUCUGCCAACGGGGACUUCCAGUUCGCCGUAUGCGCCCGAUUCGUAUGACUUGACUGCGAUUUCGACUCCUGCCGUUGAUGUGAACGAUUCUGCGCCGUUUUUGGAUAUUGAUUCCUCGGGCACAGAUUCAGACACAAAUAUCAACCGAGGCCAAGUUCAACCGCUGACUCCACCACUGCUGAUGCCCGCCUCGAGACCACCGCCCGUGUCCAUUACUGCAGCAUCGACCUCCAAGAACCACCCGCCCAAGGAGACCACGAACAAGGUCUCGAAGCGUCAGCUGAAUACCCUUGCUGCGCGGAGAUAUCGCCAACGACGGGUGGACCGGAUGAACGAGCUGGAGGCGGAACUGGAGAAGGUGAAGCGGGAGCGGGAUGAGUUGAAAAUGCGGGUGUCGAAGCUGGAGGGGGAGACGGAGGCGUUGAGGGGAUUGUUGAGGAAAGACAAGUAAUGUUAGUUUAUGACUGGUCAUAUUCAAUGCAAAUACUUGUAAUGUGCCCACUUGUUGAUCUGGUCUCUUGAUGUAUUGCCAAGAUAUGCUUGUCCGUGUCAAUGCGCCAUAUGGCGUUAUCC